Molecule: messenger RNA, 1398 nt
Organism: Spea bombifrons (plains spadefoot toad)
Lineage: Eukaryota; Metazoa; Chordata; Amphibia; Anura; Pelobatidae
Gene: NFKBIE
Product: NFKB inhibitor epsilon
Exons: 7
Coding region: 235-1314 (359 amino acids)
Biological process (GO): signal transduction; cellular response to lipopolysaccharide
Cellular component (GO): cytosol
Molecular function (GO): protein binding
Source: RefSeq, a predicted model, not a curated record
UCCCUGACAGGACAGCUUCUGGAACGGAGGGCGAAGGACUGAACCGAGGGAAGAGAGCCAGUGCCGGGUGUGCGGCGGAGCACAUGGGGCUUUUUACCACAAUGUGCGGGGUAUGAGGGAUUAACUGCCCUGAGCUGGGGCCCUGGGUGUCCGCGAAGCAGCUGAGCUCUUCCUCCAGACGUAUUUUUGGCCGGGGUAUCUUCCAACUCCGGGGCAAUUAUUGCUGACCUCGCCAUGUCGGAGGAGUGGGGCCAGAAGAAGCUGCCCCCGGAGGAGGGGCGCUAUGACUCGGGGAUAGCAGACUCAGUCCAGUCCUUGUCUGAAUUCGGAGCCUCCAGGUUCCCCUCCCUACCGGAGGCAGAAGAGCCGAAGCUUCAGGAUCCACCCCCGCGGGGGGCAGAUUCCGCCAAGCCCGGGGUGGUCGAGGCCCACGAGCUGGACAGGACGGACUCUGUGUACGGCUCGUCUUCAAUAACUGAGUCGCUGAGCGCCACGUGCGUGCUGUCUAUUGCCCCCCAGGGGGGUAAAACUGAUGCUGAGGGGGUGAGAAGAGAGGAGCCCCAGGAGCUGGAAGGCCUGAGCUACCUGUCUGAGGAGGGAGACACGAUCCUGCACCUCGCCGUCAUUCACUCCAUGCAGGAGCUGGCGCUCUAUUUCAUCGCCGUGGCCCCCAAGGACGUCCUGGAUAUCCAGAAUGAUCUGUACCAGACGCCCCUGCACCUGGCUGUUUACCUGGAUCAGGUGAAGGUGGUGGAGUCUCUGGUGGAGAAAGGAGUCAACCUGGAACUGCAGGACAGGAAGGGCAACACAGCUCUGCACGUGGCCUGCGAGAACCAGCACUUGGAUAGUGCCAGGAUCCUGCUCCAGGGGCCACGGGGCCCCCAGAACCUUCACCUGCAGAACUGGAAUGGUCUGGCCUGUCUGCACAUCGCCACCAUGAAGAGAGACCUCUCCCUCACCUCUCUCUUACUGGAGCACGGAGCCGACAUCAACGACCAGGAGGGCACCAGCGGGAAGACCCCCCUGCAUCUGGCGGUGGAGAUGCUGGACUCCGCUCUGCUCGCUCAGUUAUUACAGCAUCGCCCCCAAGUGGACGCUCUCAUGUAUAACGGCUGCACCCCUCUGCACCUGGCGGUGGGCCGGAAGGACGCCGGUUUGGCCCGGCUGCUUUGCCAAGCGGGGGCCGAUACCCUGCAGAGGAACCGCGAGGGGGACACCCCCCAGGAUCUGGCAGAAGGAAAUAAUCAGCUCCUGGCUCUUCUGCCGUUCGACGACUUGAAGAUCUCCGGGAAGCCGGUUGUGACGUCGGCGUGAGACGUUGCUGGCUGGGGGGAGCUUGCUGCGCAGGUUCCCCGGCGCUCUUUGACUAUAGACGCUCUGGAUCAGGACACAAAUAAA